AUGAAGCACUCGAAAUUCAAGAAAAUAUGUGUAUUUUGUGGGAGUAGUCCAGGAAAGAGAAGCAGUUAUAAGGAGGCAGCUGUGGAGCUUGGAAAAGAAUUGGUAUCAAGAAAUAUAGACUUGGUGUACGGUGGAGGAAGCGUUGGUUUGAUGGGAUUGGUGUCCCAAGCAGUUUACAAUGGUGGUCGCCAUGUUCUUGGAGUAAUUCCCAGGACUCUCAUGCCUAGAGAGAUAACAGGUGAAACAGUAGGAGAGGUGAAGGCAGUUGCAGAUAUGCACCAAAGAAAAGCAGAGAUGGCUAGACAUUCUGAUGCGUUUAUUGCAUUACCUGGUGGUUAUGGCACUCUUGAGGAGCUCCUUGAAGUAGUAGCGUGGGCUCAACUUGGCAUCCAUGAUAAACCGGUAGGGUUGUUGAAUGUGGAUGGUUAUUAUAAUUCAUUGUUAUCUUUUAUCGACAAAGCAGUAGAAGAAGGUUUCAUUAGUCCAACCGCACGUCAUAUUGUUGUAUCGGCGCCUAUAGCCAAGGAACUUGUGAAGAAAAUGGAGGAGUACUUUCCUCGCCAUGAAAUAGUGUCUACCAAACUGAAUUGGAAGAAAGAGGAAUUAGAUUAUUCUCAAAGAGAGAUCGAGCCUAUUUUGUAG
This is a messenger RNA of Fraxinus pennsylvanica, 642 nucleotides long. The record is from the annotation of a GenBank genome assembly. NCBI's taxonomy places the organism in Eukaryota, Viridiplantae, Streptophyta, Magnoliopsida, Lamiales, Oleaceae.